Chelmon rostratus (copperband butterflyfish) is the source of this 543-nucleotide messenger RNA. Its product is annotated as galectin-2-like. The record is from RefSeq and is a predicted model, not a curated record. NCBI's taxonomy places the organism in Eukaryota, Metazoa, Chordata, Actinopteri, Chaetodontiformes, Chaetodontidae. The transcript is spliced from 5 exons. Gene Ontology annotation, molecular function: carbohydrate binding. The coding region runs from base 43 to 543 and encodes 166 amino acids.
GGACGCUAGCUGCUGCAGCAAACAGCUGGUAACUUGCGGUGCAUGCUAACUACCCGAUGUCGGACAGGGGGCUGUGCCUGUGUGCCGAGACCACCAUCCUACACCUUCCAUUUGCUGCAGGACUGUCCAGUCAAAAUGAGCAUGCAACUUGAGCUGAAGAAUGUGAGUCUGAGGGCUGGAGAUCAGCUGAAAGUAAAGGGGACAGUUCUGCAUGAUGCUGACAGGUUCCAGAUCGACCUCGGCUCCGAUGCGGACGACCUGGCACUGCACUUUAACCCUCGCUUCCAUGACGACGCUGACGGAGCUGUUCUCGUUUGCAACUCAAAGAGCGCUGGUUGUUGGGGAGAUGAGAAGCGGGACAUACACAACCCCCUGCAGAGGGGCACAGAUGUCAAGAUUGUGUUGAAGCUGACUGGAGACAUGUUUGAAGUGGAGCUUCCGGAUGGACAGGAAGUCCAGUUUCCCAACCGUGACAGCAUGGAUGUCAUCAGCUACAUCAAGAUCGCAGGGGACUUCAAACUGACCUCCCUCAAGAUCUGCUAA